UGUCAACAGUUCCUCCCCGAUCUUAAAACCCCAGCGACAGGAGGCACAUACUGGAUAGAGGACACGACGUUUUCGAGUGGACGGGAAAACAUGUCUCGGUUAUUGUUUUGUUCUUUGUCGAGGAAUAUGCAUUGACUUUCUGGCGUUCCUUGGGAGUAAAGGUUGACGCAUUUUAUUCAGCAGAAAUAAACGUGUGUUUCUGCCUGUGUCAUAUUACCGAGGAGAACAAUGAAACGGCAAGUACCGUUUUUUGUCUCGUUCCUUUUUGUCAGCUCCGUUUUGGGGCAUGUCAGCUACUCCAUUAACGAGGAAAUGUCAGUGGCUUCCGUAAUUGGAAGAAUAGCACAAGAUUUGGGUUUGGACGUAGAGAAACUAAAAUCACGCAAGGCUCGUGUGUUUUUUGGUGAUAGCAGAGAAUAUAUUGAGCUAAAUAAAGACAGGGGAGUCCUCCUUAUCAAAGAAAGAAUAGACAGAGAGACGCUCUGUGGUCGGAUGAUUCCAUGUGCUCUACAAUUCCAAAUUAUUUUAGAGAAACCUAUUGAAUUUUACAGAGUACAUGUUGAAAUUGUGGAUAUAAAUGAUAAUGCCCCCCUUUUCGAAAAAGGGGAUAUUAAAUUUAAAAUAAGCGAGUCUGCAGUCAUCGGGUCGAAAUUUGAUUUAGAAAGGGCGGUGGAUUUGGAUGUGGGAAUUAAUGGUCUCCAAAACUACAUCCUCAAACCGACUGAUAAUUUUGCUCUUAAAUUACACAAUCAGCCAGACGGCUCCCGAAAUGUUGAGAUGGUUUUAAAACAGCCUCUUGACAGAGAGAAAAAUGAACAUUUAUCUUUAGUGUUGACGGCCGUAGAUGGAGGAGAACCUCAGCUGUCAGGGACAAUGCAGAUUCAGAUCACGGUGUUAGAUGCUAAUGAUAAUGCACCCGUUUUCACGAAGUCGGUAUACAAUGCUAAUGUCGCAGAAAAUUCACCAAGAGGCACAGUUGUGACUAUAGUCAGUGCAUCAGAUGCUGAUUAUGGAUCAAAUGGACGAAUAACGUAUUCGAUCAGAAAUACUUUAGACGAUGUCAGACAACUGUUUGAGGUAAAUGAACACACAGGCGAGGUUAGAUUAACAGGAAAUAUUGACUACGAAAAGUCAAACAAUUAUCGGAUAAAUGUGCGUGCAAGUGAUGACGGAGGACUAACGGACACAUGCAAAGUAAUAGUUGACGUUAUGGAUGUGAACGAUAAUCACCCCAUUAUUAACAUAAUGUCUGAAACAAAUGUUAUAUCUGAAGAUAUCAAAAGCAACACUGUAGUGACAAUAAUUAAUAUUCAAGACAUAGACGACAGCGAGAAUGGCAAAGUCAGCUGCACAAUAAAUGAAAAUAUUCCGUUCAUAUUACAAUCAACGGAAAAUAAUUUCUAUACUUUAGUAACAGACAGUGAUUUAGACAGAGAGAGAGCCUCUGAGUAUAACAUCACUGUGAUCUGCUCUGAUGAGGGAGUGCCCUCCCUCUCCAGCAGUGUCACUCUCACCUUACAGAUCUCAGACGUUAAUGAUAACGCACCUGUCUUUGAGAGGAGCUCAUAUGAGGCCUACAUUGUAGAAAACAACACGCCAGGUCUCUCUAUAUUCACAGUCAAAGCCUCAGACGCUGACUGGAACCAGAAUGCCCGUGUUUCUUACAUACUGGAGGACUCCUCCGUUAAUGGAGUGCCAGUCUCCUCAUAUGUGUCCGUUAGUGCUGAUAGUGGAGUCAUCCAUGCAGUGCGCUCUUUUGACUACGAGCAGAUCAAAGAUUUCCACUUCCGCGUAAAAGCGCAGGAUGGAGGCUCUCCUCCACUCAGCAGCAACGUGACUGUGAAAAUAAUGAUCCAAGACCAGAACGACAACCCCCCUCAGGUUCUGUACCCAGUCCAGACUGGUGGCUCUCUGGUGGCUGAAAUGGUGCCUCGUUCAGCAGAUGUGGGCUAUCUGGUGACUAAAGUGGUGGCUGUUGAUGUGGACUCUGGACAGAAUGCCUGGCUCUCCUAUAAACUGCAGAAAGCCACAGACAGGGCGCUGUUUGAAGUGGGCUUACAGAAUGGAGAAAUCAGAACUAUCCGCCAAGUCACUGAUAAAGAUGCUGUCAAACAAAGACUGACUGUUAUAGUGGAGGACAACGGGCAGCCCUCUCGUUCAGCUACAGUCAUUGUUAACGUGGCGGUGGCGGACAGCUUCCCUGAAGUGCUGUCGGAGUUCACUGAGUUGACGCACGACAAGGAGUACAAUGACAACCUGACUUUUUACUUAGUCUUGGCUCUGGCUGUAGUUUCCUUCCUUUUCAUCACGUGUUUAGUGGUUAUUAUAUCAGUCAAAAUCUACAGGUGGAGACAGUCUCGCAUCCUGUAUCACUCCAAUCUCCCUGUUAUUCCAUAUUAUCCACCACGUUACUCAGACACUUUGGGGACAGGGACUCUGCCACAUGUGUACAAUUACGAGGUGUGCAGGACGACUGACUCCAGAAAGAGUGACUGUAAGUUCGGCAGAGCUGGUAGUCAGAACGUGCUGAUAAUGGACCCCAGUUCUACAGGAACGAUGCAGCGGAUACAGAGUGAAAAGAGCAUCCUGGAUGAACCAGACUCUCCUCUAGAGGUUAGACUCUUUAAAUUCUGAUAAAUCUAUACAAUACUAUUCCCCGCUGUUUUUACUACCUGUCCAAGUA
Molecule: messenger RNA, 2683 nt
Organism: Pelmatolapia mariae (spotted tilapia)
Lineage: Eukaryota; Metazoa; Chordata; Actinopteri; Cichliformes; Cichlidae
Product: protocadherin beta-16-like
Exons: 1
Coding region: 229-2634 (801 amino acids)
Biological process (GO): homophilic cell-cell adhesion
Cellular component (GO): plasma membrane
Molecular function (GO): calcium ion binding
Source: RefSeq, a predicted model, not a curated record